GACUCACAGGACUCAGUCUUUUCUCCUCUCAGGACUGCUGUUUACUAGGCUGGGUUCUGGAAAGGGGCCAGAUUGCAUCAGACAGCGCCUGAGGGGCUGGAGCCAGGCUGCAGGCUGAGGAAGAGACGUGGCCUUAUAAAUUGGAUCCAGUGAACGGGGAGGUGUCAGGAGAUCAGACACAAACAAAGCUUUAGAAGGUGAAAGAGGGUGAGAGAGAGAGAGAGAGAGAGAGUAAAGGAGAACUGAUGGCCGCCAUCCCCACAGCAGUCAACCCAAACCGGCAGCCCCCAGGCCCCAAGGACGAAGACCCCAAUCUGGAUGAGUACGACCUUUACAGCCUGGCUUAUUCUCACCUGGGAGCGGGAGCCCGGAAAGGUCGCACCAAAAGAGAAGCUGCUGCCAACACCAACCGCCCCAGCCCUGGUGGGCACGAGAGGAAGCUGGUGACCAAGCUCCAGAAUACAGAGCAGAAUAAGCGGGAGGCACGGCCCUGAGACAGAGCUGGAGAUGAGGCCAGAGCACGGACCCCACACAGCAACAGAGGCAGGACCACAGAGGAACAAGCACCUCGGGGCAGAACCCAGGCCUGCGUGCCCCCAGCCCCAUCCCCAGGACUUACCCCACAGAGGCUCUGAGGGGAAGUGCCCCCCCAGCACCAGAAAAAGGGGAAGAUAGGGAGCAAGAGGCAGGGAGUGGAGAGGUAGAGUCACGAAGACACCCCGCAAAGACACUGAAGAACCCAGAGCUCCCUGGGGUGGCGGCAACAAUAAACAAAGCACAGAGCUGUA
This is a messenger RNA of Hipposideros armiger (great roundleaf bat), 788 nucleotides long. RefSeq names its product nuclear protein 1, transcriptional regulator (gene NUPR1). Lineage: Eukaryota; Metazoa; Chordata; Mammalia; Chiroptera; Hipposideridae. Gene Ontology annotation, biological process: negative regulation of cell population proliferation; negative regulation of cell cycle. The record is from RefSeq and is a predicted model, not a curated record. The transcript is spliced from 3 exons. Bases 246 to 494 code for a protein of 82 amino acids. Gene Ontology annotation, cellular component: nucleus.